Miniopterus natalensis is the source of this 465-nucleotide messenger RNA. The record is from RefSeq and is a predicted model, not a curated record. Lineage: Eukaryota; Metazoa; Chordata; Mammalia; Chiroptera; Miniopteridae.
AUGGCCUGGACUCCUCUCCUCCUUGUACUCCUCUCUCACGUCACAGGUUCCCUGUCCCAGCCUGUGCUGACUCAGCCGCCCUCCGUCUCUGCAUCUCCUGGAGCAACAGCCAGACUCACCUGUACUCUGAGCAGUGACUUCAAUUUUGGUGACACUGUUAUCCGCUGGCUCCAGCAGAAGCCAGGGAGCCAGCCUCGGUAUCUUCUGAGUUUCAAGUCAGACUCAGAUAAACACCAGGGCGCCGGGGUCCCCAGCCGCUUCUCUGGAUCCAAAGAUGCCUCGGCCAAUGCAGGGCUUCUGCUCAUCUCUGGGCUGCAGCCUGAGGACGACGCUGACUAUUACUGUUAUGCAUGGCAUAGCAGCACUAAUACUUACACAGUGCUCCAGAGUCACGGGGAACACUCGGCACCCACACCCAGCCCCGAGCCAUUUUCACACAGCACUGUGCUAGAGGAGUGUCUGUGA